CCGUGCCCGGAGAGGGCUCGUGCGCGGCUGCUCGCCGGGCGCGGCCUCCAGGCUGAUACAAGUCCAGAUCCCCAGGAAAGCUGCCCCGGCUCCAUGCUGGAAAUAUAAGAACACCGCGCGCGCUGGGGAGUGGCGAGCGAGCGGCCGCAGCAUGGACGCGUUCCACGACCAGCAAGUGCCUUACGUGGUCCCCGGCAGUCAGCGUGGGAGAACUUGUCACGAGAAACCAACGAAUGUCAGGAAGAGAAAAUUCAUUCACAGAGAUCUGGCUCAUGACUCAGAAGAACUCUUUCAAGAUCUCAGUCAAUUACAGGAAACAUGGCUUGCAGAAGCUCAGGUCCCUGACAGCGAUGAGCAGUUCGUGCCCGAUUACCAGGCUGAAAGUUUGGCGUUUCAUGGCCUACCACUGAAAAUCAAGAAAGAACCCCACAGUCCAUGUUCAGAACUCGGCUCUGCCUGCAGUCAAGAACAGCCCUUUAAAUUCAGCUAUGGAGAAAAGUGCCUGUACAAUGUCAGUGCCUAUGAUCAGAAGCCACAAGUGGGAAUGAGGCCCUCCAACCCCCCCACGCCCUCCAGCACCCCGGUGUCCCCACUGCAUCAUGCCUCGCCCAGCUCAGCUCACACUCCGAAGCCUGAGCGAGCCUUCCCAGCCCACCUCCCUCCGUCACAGCCCCUACCAGACAGCAGCUACCCCAUGGACCACAGAUUCCGCCGCCAGCUCUCCGAGCCCUGUAACUCCUUUCCUCCUUUGCCCACCAUGCCACGGGAAGGCCGUCCCAUGUACCAACGCCAGAUGUCUGAGCCAAACAUCCCCUUCCCACCACAAGGCUUUAAGCAGGAGUUCCACGACCCCGUGUAUGAACACAGCACCCUGGUCGGUGGCGCGGCCAGCCAGAGCUUCCCGCCUCCUCUGAUGAUCAAGCAGGAGCCCAGAGAUUUUGCCUACGACUCAGAAGUGCCUAGCUGCCACUCCAUCUACAUGAGACAAGAAGGCUUCCUGGCGCAUCCCAGCAGAACAGAAGGCUGUAUGUUCGAAAAGGGGCCCCGGCAGUUUUACGAUGACACCUGUGUGGUUCCAGAGAAGUUCGACGGGGACAUCAAACAGGAGCCAGGGAUGUACCGGGAGGGCCCCACCUACCAGCGGCGUGGCUCGCUUCAACUCUGGCAGUUUCUGGUCGCUCUCCUGGAUGACCCUUCCAAUUCUCAUUUCAUCGCCUGGACUGGUCGAGGCAUGGAGUUCAAACUGAUCGAGCCUGAAGAGGUGGCCCGGCGUUGGGGCAUUCAGAAAAACAGGCCAGCUAUGAACUAUGACAAACUUAGCCGUUCGCUCCGCUACUACUAUGAGAAAGGUAUCAUGCAGAAGGUGGCUGGAGAGAGAUACGUGUACAAGUUCGUGUGUGAUCCGGAAGCCCUGUUCUCCAUGGCAUUUCCAGACAAUCAGCGCCCGCUGCUGAAGACGGACCUAGAGCGUCACGUCAACGAGGAGGACACAGUGCCCCUGUCCCACUUUGACGAGAGCAUGGCCUACAUGCCCGAAGGGGGCUGCUGCAACCCCCACCCCUACAACGAAGGCUACGUGUACUGACCCCAGGGACAGUCAGCAGGGCCGCUCCUCUCUCUGCCGGAUGCAGAGGCUCGAUCGCUGGAUGCUCGUCGUUCUAUUUUUGUUGUUUGUAUUUUAUUUUUAAAUAAUAAUACAUGAAAAGGGGCUUUUUCCUGUUGCAUUAUUCUAUGGUUUGCCAUGGACUGCGCACUUUAUUUGAGGGCGGGUGGGAGAAAUCGAAACAUUUAUUCUGUGUAACAGGAAGACAAUGGGUGAGUGGGUGAAGGGAUGAGGGGAUUACUUUUUACUUAGGCUUGGGACCGGGUCCUGCAGGUUUUAAGUAUGAUGAAUCUCUAUCACGUCUAUCUGGUUUCUUAACAACGUAAGAUAGUUUUCAUUUUCUCCGGGUAGCUAUGAUACGGUUAAUUCCACCUUGUGUAAAUAUCCACUUGGAGACUAUUUGCCUUGGGCAUUCUCCCCUCCCCCCAUCAUUGCCAAGUCUCAGCAGGUGUACAAAAAAAAAAAAAAAAAGAGAAAAACAA
Lepus europaeus (European hare) is the source of this 2085-nucleotide messenger RNA. It is a transcript of the gene ETV1, whose product is annotated as ETS variant transcription factor 1. The transcript has 13 exons. Gene Ontology annotation, biological process: cell differentiation; regulation of transcription by RNA polymerase II. Gene Ontology annotation, cellular component: nucleus. Lineage: Eukaryota; Metazoa; Chordata; Mammalia; Lagomorpha; Leporidae. The record is from RefSeq and is a predicted model, not a curated record. Gene Ontology annotation, molecular function: sequence-specific DNA binding; DNA-binding transcription factor activity, RNA polymerase II-specific. Bases 152 to 1585 code for a protein of 477 amino acids.